AUGACAGAGUCCAGCGCAACCAAGACGGAAGCGCCUCACCAAUAUCCGUCCAAUCAGAAGCGAAUCAUCAUCAUGCUGGCUCUCUACUUGGCAAUCUUUUUGGUCACACUGGACCAAAACAUUCUCGCAACCGCCAUCCCUCGCAUCACGGACGAGUUCAACUCUCUCGACGACGUCGGCUGGUAUGGCACCGCCUACCUCCUCACCAUGUGCAGCUUCCAGCUCAUGAUGGGAAAGGUCUACAAGUACUACCCGGCAAAGCCCAUCUUCCUCUCCGGCAUCUUCCUCUUCGAAGUCGGCUCGGCGAUUUGCGGUGCGGCUCCGAGCUCAGAUGCCUUCAUCGUCGGUCGUGCGAUUGCAGGAUUGGGAUCGUCGGGCAUGUUCUCCGGGCUCAUGGUCAUCAUGUUCAAUAUCAUUCCGCUGCAGCAGAGGCCUCUGUAUCAGGGCUUCUUCGGAGCCGUCUUUGCGGUCGCUUCUGUCAUUGGACCUAUCAUUGGAGGGACGUUUACCGAUAAAGUGACGUGGCGAUGGUGCUUCUACAUCAACCUGCCGAUAGGAGGCGUCUCCAUGAUCGUCACCUUUUUCAUCCUGCACCUGCCCAACCAGAAGCUUGACAAAGCAGCAGACGGAUGGCUGGCCAAGAUCCAGCAGCUCGAUCCCAUCGGCAACCUCGUCUUCUUCCCGGGCAUCGUGUGCUUGGUUCUGGCUCUCCAGUGGGGAGGCACCGAGUAUGCCUGGGACAACGCCCGCAUCAUCGUUCUCCUGGUCCUCUGCGGAGUCUUUGUUCUCCUCUUUAUCGGCAUCCAAGCGUGGAAGGGAGAGGAGGCUACCCUUCCCCCUCGCAUCAUGAAGCAGCGCAGCAUUGCGGCCACGGUCUGGUUCGGCUUCUUCAACGGAGGUAGUAUGAUGGCUGUCUUGUAUUACCUUCCCAUCUGGUUUCAGGCGAUCAAGAACGUCAGCGCUAUCGAUUCCGGCAUCUCGCUGCUCCCUAUGAUCCUUGCCACGGUUUUCGGCUCAUUGUCGUCUGGCGUCAUCAUCUCCAGGCUUGGCUACUACACUCCUUUCUUCUAUCUCAGCUCCAUCUUUGCAUCUGUUGGCGCAGGACUCUUGUCUACACUCACGCCUGAGACGGGACAUUCGAAGUGGAUCGCGUAUCAGUUCCUCUUUGGGCUGGGCCUUGGGUUCGGGUCCCAGCAGGCGUUGAACGUUGUCCAGACCGUUCUCGACAGGUCGGACAUUGCAACUGGAUCUGCGCUCGUCAUGUUCACUCGAUUCCUUGGAUCAGCCAUCUUCCUGCCGGUCGCACAAACCAUCUUCCUUAGCACUUUGGUCAAGAAAGUCUCAAACAUUCCUGGUAUCGAUCCUGACGAAGUCAUAAGUGCUGGCGCGACCGAUCUGAAGAACCUUGUUUCUGGAGAUGACCUCAAGACGCUGCUGUUGGACUAUAACGAUUCCCUAAUGCCAGUCUUCUAUCUGGUUGCAGCGAUAUCUUCUGCGACAAUGCUGGGCAGUGUGUUUGUCGAGUGGAAGAGUCUCAAGAAGCGUGCAAACAAGGACGCCGGUAUCACCAGCGAGGCGGCAUAA
Messenger RNA from Trichoderma citrinoviride, 1584 nucleotides. RefSeq names its product MFS general substrate transporter. The record is from RefSeq and is a predicted model, not a curated record. Bases 1 to 1584 code for a protein of 527 amino acids. Gene Ontology annotation, molecular function: transmembrane transporter activity. Gene Ontology annotation, biological process: transmembrane transport. The transcript has 2 exons. NCBI's taxonomy places the organism in Eukaryota, Fungi, Ascomycota, Sordariomycetes, Hypocreales, Hypocreaceae.